GGGACAGAGAGGGACUGGAGGAGACAGACGGGAGAGAAACGCAGGCACACACGAGGAGACGAAGAGAACCGGGGCUGGCCAGGUGACCGCAGCGGCCACAGGGACGGCGGCCCGGCAGCCUCUGAGCCGGCCACAGGGGAAGGCCCGGCUGGCCCCGACCUCUGCCUGCCGCCCUUGGGGACCGUCCAGCCCAGGCCGGCGAUGGCGGACUCGUGCCGGAACCUCACCUACGUGCGGGGCUCGGUGGGACCGGCCACCAGCACCCUGAUGUUCGUGGCGGGCGUGGCGGGCAACGGGCUGGCGCUGGGCAUCCUGGGCGCGCGGCGGCGGCGCUCCCGCCCGUCGGCCUUCGCCGUGCUGGUCACCGGGCUGGCGGCGACAGACCUGCUGGGCACGUGCUUCCUGAGCCCGGCCGUGUUCGUGGCCUACGCCCGCAACAGCUCGCUGCUGGGCCUGGCGCGGGGCGGGCCCGCGCUGUGCGGCGCCUUCGCCUUCGCCAUGACCUUCUUCGGCCUGGCCUCCACGCUCAUCCUCUGCGCCAUGGCGGUGGAGCGCUGCCUGGCGCUCAGCCACCCCUACCGGUACGCGCGGCUGGACGCGCCGCGCUGCGCCCGCCGGGCGCUGCCCGCCAUCUACGCCUUCUGCGCGCUCUUCUGCGCGCUGCCCCUGGCGGGCCUGGGCCAGCACCAGCAGUACUGCCCGGGCAGCUGGUGCUUCGUGCGCCUGCGCUCGGCCGAGCCCGGCGGCUGCGCCUUCUCGCUGGCCUACGCCAGCCUCGUGGCCCUGCUGGUGGCCGCCAUCUUCCUCUGCAACGGCUCCGUCACCCUCAGCCUGUGCCGCAUGUACCGCCAGCAGAGGCGCCACCAGGGCUCGCUGGUGCCCGGCCCCCGGACGGGCGAGGACGAGGUCGACUACCUGAUUCUGCUGGCCCUCAUGACGGGCAUCAUGGCCGUGUGCUCCCUGCCUCUCACGAUCCGCGGCUUCACCCAGGCCAUCAGCCCCGACAGCAGCGAGAUGGGGGACCUCCUGGCCUUCCGCUUCAAUGCCUUCAACCCCAUCCUGGACCCCUGGGUCUUCAUCCUCUUCCGCAAGGCCGUCUUCCAGCAGCUCAAGCUCUGGUUCUGCUGCCUGUGUCCUGGGCCCGCCCGAGGCGACGCGCACACUUCCCUCUCCCAGCCCACCUCGGGGAGGAGGGACCCAAGGGACCGCUCUGCCCACGAGGGGAAGGAGGGGAGCUGGGUGCCUUUGUCAGCCUGGGGCGAGGGGCAGGCGGCACCCUUGCCUCCUGCACAGCGGACCGGCAGCAGCACCGUGGGAACGCCGUCGAAAGCAGAGGCCACUGUCGCCUGCUCCCUCUGCUGACAUCCUAAGCUGACCCUGUGAUCUCCAGCCCUGUCUUCAGGGAACAGGAGCCAGAAAACCAGGGACACGGCUGAUGGGUGCAGAUGCCAGAACCUUGGCCCCGAACUGUGGGGGUCGUCAGCUGCUAUCGCUCCUCUGUGCGGGCUCGGGGAGGAGAGUGAGGGACAGAGGGAAGGAACAUUUAUCCUGGAGCACAGAAAGAAUAGUUCUCUCAAAAUAACCAGUGGCCUGGCCGGCCUGCUCUGGUCCUCGAGCCUCCAUCCAUCUCACUGUCUAAAUAUUUAGAAGGCGGAAAAGUUCCCAGCGGCUUCUGUGUACUCAGAUCUCCUCCGGUUGGGGUGUUGGCUCCUCUCCUCAUCCAUUAAGGGGGCCCAGCUGCCCACCCCAGAUUCCCAGGGGCAGCCACUCUAAGAGCCACCGACCCCUCUCUGCCCCACGAGAGCCAGCGAUUCUUGGAAGAGUUCCCCGCCUCCCCUCGCUGCCCAGCCCUGUCAGACUUGGGAGCCCCGGCACCCCAAGGGGAGGCAGAAGCUGCAGUGUCGUGUGUGACAAUGCAGGACAUGUGCCUGGUCCGAAAGGGGCCUGAGACACUGCGCCUAGCUUGGUGGGCCUGAGACAUGAACUGUGGGGUGCGGGUGGUGGGGAGAGAGAUGGAGAAGCUGGGGGAUGAAGGGGUGGGGUGUGCAGAGCCCAGGGACUGCCCCAGAAUGCAGACCCAAGUCCUAUACCUGUCCCCAGGCCUCCUUACAGAGCCUGACCUCACCUCAUGCGUCCUUGGAUCCCUCACAAAGAUUUCAUUCAUUCAUUCAUUCAUUCAUUCAUUCAACAAAUACUCAGCGGGGGCUGGUGAGCUGACUAGCAUAAUGGAAGUGAGUUGGCAUUUGGUGGGGGAGGGUGAAUGGGAAACCUCCAGCCCC
Molecule: messenger RNA, 2279 nt
Organism: Propithecus coquereli (Coquerel's sifaka)
Lineage: Eukaryota; Metazoa; Chordata; Mammalia; Primates; Indriidae
Gene: PTGIR
Product: prostaglandin I2 (prostacyclin) receptor (IP)
Exons: 2
Coding region: 202-1362 (386 amino acids)
Biological process (GO): negative regulation of smooth muscle cell proliferation; positive regulation of cytosolic calcium ion concentration; adenylate cyclase-activating G protein-coupled receptor signaling pathway
Cellular component (GO): plasma membrane
Molecular function (GO): prostacyclin receptor activity
Source: RefSeq, a predicted model, not a curated record